AUGUUUCACUCUCCUCACGUCGUCCUCCCCAUCCUUUUCCUUCCUCCUCCUCCUCCUCCUCCUCCUCCUCCUCCUCCUCCUCCUCCUCCUCCUCCUCCUCCUCCUCCUCCUCCUCCUCCUCCUCCUCCUCCUCCUCCUCCUCCUCCUCUCACUACCACACCUCCAAUAUCACCCGUCCCAUUCCCACCACACUGCGCUGGCCUCCAUGCGGGCUCCAUGCGUCCCUUCUGCCGCGGCCUGCCCGAGUCUCCUCUCCUCACGUGCCUGCGAGCCACGCCCGCUGCUGACACCCCCCGGGGUGAGGGCGAGGGUAGUGCUGCCCAGUGCGUGCAGCAGGAGGGGCAAGGCGAGGGCAGUGGGCGUGGGGAGGAGGGAGUGAGCGGAGAACAGGGAGGCAGUGGGGAGAAGAGUGCCAGUGCGGCACAGAGCAGUGGCAGCGGUUCCGGGCGAAUGUACCUUGAAGCCAUUCCGCCCUACACAGAUGCUGUGCAUCGAGCCGUUCUCAUGUUCAAUCAGGUGCUCCAGCACCCACCUGACCCAUGGCUUGUGCACACCGCUUGCACCCCUGGCAUUCCCCGCAUGGCCCUUGGCUUUGCUGUGUCGUUUCCUGGCUCAGGAGGGAGGGCGGCUACUGCUGCUGCCAUUCACCACGCUCUUCCAGUACCUGCAGGUGAGCUGCUCUUCCAGUACCUGCAGGUGAGCCGCUCUUCCAGUACCUGCAGCACUUGGCCUUUCACCUCCCAACUGCCAGCACUUGGCCUUUCACCUCCCAACUGCCAGCACUUGGCCUUUCACCUCCCGACUUAUCGCCUCCCUUUCUUUCCUCUUCCUUUCCGCUCCUCCCCUCCCCAGUUGCUUCGCCUGGUGGCAGAAGCCUUGAACCCCAUUGGUCCACGUGGCAUGGUCUACCUGGCAGCAGCAGUGUCUGACUUCUUUGUGCCCUGGCCCUCCAUGCACAUGCCACUCGCACCCACCCUGCACCCCGCAUACCUCUCUCCCACUCUCCACCAUCCCUCCCACUCUCCACCAUCCCUCCCACUCUCCACCAUCCGUCCCACAUCUCUCCCCCCUUCCUCCCCCUCUCACCAGGUGGAGCACACGAUCCAGUGGGGCGUGGGCCUCCUGGGCAUCCAUCUGGCGCGCGUGCCCAAGAUGACUUUGACAUGUCUCACAACCCACUCCCCGCCUCUCUUCCCUUCCUCACGCCAGGUGGAGCACAAGAUCCAGUCGGGUGCAGGCCCACUGGACAUCCACCUGGCGCGCGUGCCCAAGAUGAUUCCCCUCCUGCGCUCCCUCUGGUGCCCCUCCGCCCUCCUCGUCUCCUUCAAGCUGGAGACGGACAGCAGCAUUCUGCUCAGCAAGGCGCGCUCAGCCCUGCAGAAGAACCAGGUGCAUGCGGUGGUGGCCAAUGAGCUGCUGACACGUGGCAGUAAGGUGGUGCUGGUGACGGAAGAGGGGGAGGAGGUGAUAGAGCGGGGCGAGGGGGGGGUUGAGGGGAAGGGGGCAGUUGGAGAUGUGGAGGAGCCACUGGUGAAGCUGCUAGCAGCCAUGCACCACACGCACUGCCAGCGGGAUCGAUAG
Molecule: messenger RNA, 1581 nt
Organism: Closterium sp. NIES-65
Lineage: Eukaryota; Viridiplantae; Streptophyta; Zygnematophyceae; Desmidiales; Closteriaceae
Source: the annotation of a GenBank genome assembly